Molecule: messenger RNA, 1053 nt
Organism: Penicillium antarcticum
Lineage: Eukaryota; Fungi; Ascomycota; Eurotiomycetes; Eurotiales; Aspergillaceae
Exons: 2
Coding region: 1-1053 (350 amino acids)
Cellular component (GO): mitochondrion
Molecular function (GO): (3R)-hydroxyacyl-[acyl-carrier-protein] dehydratase activity
Source: RefSeq, a predicted model, not a curated record
AUGACAUUUCCACUUCGACCCCUGGUCUCUCUGAGACAUGGAUCUCGGACUUAUUCUUCGCUCUGUGAGCGCUUGCAUCGCGAACUGACUUCAAGGAAACUCCCGUUGACUUACGACUACCUACACCCGCAGCCCUCACACCUUCUAACCCUUACGCUCCGUGAUCUUGUACCACAAUCUAAAACUGCCGAAGAUUAUGCGACUCUGCCUUCAAUACAGAGUGCUUCUCCCUUGCCGAUCGGCCACCACUUGAUUUACUUCCCGCCGCAGGUGACAUUGUCCCAACUACUCCCGGACUGCACCGACACACUACAUACCCCGGGAGAACCAUUCAACCGACGUCUCUGGGCAGGUGGAAACUUAAGAUUCCCCGCAUCUAGUCCUGCUUUAGAUGGCAGCCGCGCAGUCUGCAUCGAGUCCAUCCGCAAUGUGGCAGUCAAGGGUCGCGAAGGGGACGAGAAGGUGAUUGUCACUAUUGAGCGGCGCGUCGGCAAUGUCCCAGAAGGAGAAAGUGCCGACGCAACCUGGGAUCGGAUCUGGAAAGAGAACGAAGAAAAUCCAGGGGAGUCGUCGGUCAUUGAGAAUCGGGAUCUCAUCUUCAUGCGGUUGAAGACCGAGGCACAAAUUGAGGCUAAUAAAGAGCAAUUUGGAAAGCCUAGUAGGAUUGUCAAACCUCCCUCCAAUGCGACGUUCCACCAUGCUCUCAUGCCGACUAAAGCGCUGCUAUUUCGAUUCUCGGCUCUAACAUUCAAUGCUCAUUCUAUCCAUCUGGACAAGGGAUAUACUCAAAACCAGGAAGGAUACCGUAAUCUUUUGGUACAUGGCCCCUUAACACUCACGCUACUGUUGAGUGUGCUUCAGCACCAUUUGAAGCAAGUGAAUCUCUGCAUCAGUAACAUUGAAUAUAAAAACCUGGCUCCUCUAUUUGUUGAAGAGGAGCUAGUUAUAUGUGGAAAGCCCAAGAAUAAUACUGGAGCUUGGGAUGUGUGGAUUGAAGGCCAGGAUGGAGGGUUGGCUGUUCGAGGUACUGCUUGGACAAGGACCUUGUGUUAA